This is a messenger RNA of Mycena indigotica, 2046 nucleotides long. RefSeq lists its product as uncharacterized. Gene Ontology annotation, molecular function: histone deacetylase activity. The record is from RefSeq and is a predicted model, not a curated record. Gene Ontology annotation, biological process: chromatin organization. Gene Ontology annotation, cellular component: histone deacetylase complex. The transcript has 16 exons. The coding region runs from base 1 to 2046 and encodes 681 amino acids. NCBI's taxonomy places the organism in Eukaryota, Fungi, Basidiomycota, Agaricomycetes, Agaricales, Mycenaceae.
AUGGAGGCCAUGGACGUGGACGACGCGAUUGUCGCGCAACCCACUCCGUUAACUGCCAACCCGCGCAAACUGUUCUCUGAACCCAUCCGAAUGGUUUCCCCGCCUCCUCGCCCAGCAUCAGUCCCUUUGCUUCAUCCCAAUACCGACAUUGGCUUUGUUUACUCUGCAGAAAUGAUGUCGCAUAACCCACGUUACACUCCGAACCAAGAUCAUCCCGAACUUCCCGAUCGUAUUAGCGCUAUUUGGGACGAGCUUACGAGAAAUCAUUUGACCAACAAGGGCAAGAGAAUACCUAUUCGACCGGUUUCUAAACCCGAGGCUCUUCUUGUGCAUAGCGAAGACCUAUGGGACAAAGUUGAAGCCCUGCAGUUCAUGAACGCGCAAUCCUAUAUCGACUCUGCGUUGUACUACGAACAGCUUUCUCUCUAUAUCUGUGAGGCCACAACGCGGUCAGCACGGUUAAGUUGCGGCGGCGUUAUCGAAGCUUGCCUUGCUGUGGCGAAAGGUGAACUCAAAAAGACCUUUGCGAUUGUUCGUCCGCCAGGUCAUCACGCUGAACCAGAGGAACAUAUGGGGUUUUGCUUUUUUAAUAACGUCGCGGUAGCAGCAAGAGUAGUCCAACAGCAGACUUCUGUCAAGAAAAUCUUGAUUCUGGACUGGGACGUUCACCAUGGCAAUGGUACUCAACGCGCGUUCAAUGAGGAUCCGUCCGUACUGUACAUAUCCAUUCACCGUUACGAGCGUGGCCAAUUCUAUCCUUGCGGGCCGUUCGGGAGCCUACAGUCUGUCGGGGAAGGACCUGGGCGUGGCUACUCCGUUAAUAUCCCAUGGCCUACAGCUGGUAUGGGUGAUGCCGACUACCUUCAUGCAUUCCAGAAAAUCGUCAUGCCCAUAGCCAUGGAAUUCGCUCCAGAUCUGGUCAUAAUCUCCGCUGGAUUCGAUGCUGCGAGAGGUGAUCAGCUUGGAGAAUGCGAUGUCACUCCGGAGGGUUAUGCACAUAUGACUUAUAUGCUUGCCAGUCUUGCAGGUGGACGGCUUGUUGUUGCCUUAGAGGGCGGUUACAACCUCAACUCCAUUACCAACUCUGCACUUGCAGUUGCCAAAGUCCUACUCGGAGAAGCUCCUCCUCCGUUGAGGUCUAUGGUGGCUUCUGAGUUGGCGGCAGAAACAGUUUGGUUGGUGGCCAAGGAGCAAAGCCAAUUCUGGAAAAGUGUCAGCCCCAAAGCUUGUGAACCUCAGGAGGAGGUUGCAUCUUUGUCUUUUGCCGUUCCAGAGAUCCUAAAACUCCAUCGCCAAUAUUAUAUGUACAGUACCCACGACAUGAUGCAAGUCCCUCUUAUUGGCAAACCAGCUGAAGAGCGAUUCUCUGCUCAAGUGUUGUGCACAACAAACAUCUUCGAGAAAGACACCAUAGUCCUCAUUAUUCAUGAAUUUGGAAAUCUCCGAGCUGAAAUGACAUCGUCUCUUGUGUGCGACGUGCAAGUGGAGCGGUCGUAUUUGAUUGAUUUCUCGAAGGAGUUAAUAAACUGGGCUCAAGCGGAAGGGUUUUCCGUCCUGGACGCAAAUCUGUUCCCGAAACCCAUCGACCAAGAUGAUAUCAACCGAGGGAAAACUCCCGAGGCCCUGCAAAACGAUCUAGUUCUCUAUUUAUGGGAUAAUUAUGUGCAAUUGUGUGGCGCAAAGAAUGUUGUCCUCAUCGGUCAUGGACCAGCUUGUAGCGCGAUUGUUGACCUCAUAAACCAUCGCAGUACCAGCGUCAUGAAAUGCGUCAAGGCUAUAGUCCAGGUUGUCGGUUAUUCGAACCUGCGAACUACCAAGAACAACUUCGAACUGAGAGAGUGGUUCAGAACGCGGUCCCUUGUUGCACUUCCGGCAAAUCAUCCUGCUUGCAGACCUGAUUCGUUGGCGAAAGAGCUUAAAAGACACGGUCGUCUGCAACGAUAUGAGGUGGAAGAAAGCAGUAGACUGAUGCUACGAAGUUUCCCGGACAUCAAAGACUUUGUGAAAGAGCAGUUGUCCAUAGAGCAUGACGACGAACGCUUUUGA